ACACCCACCCACCCUGCUAUGCCUGCAGCUGGUUAAACCCUGCUGUUAGGCCUCUUCCUGUGAGGAGCUAAGCUCAGCUCAGUCAUGAAGCGGCAGUUGGAGCUAGCGGCAUUGGGCCUGGGCAUUACAGGCUGGCUGUGCGCCAUCCUCACCCGCUGCCUGCCCCUGUGGAAAGUCAGUGGCACUCUGGACAACUCCACAGCUACGCUGCCAGCAUACUGGGAUGGGGUGUGGCUGGAAUGGGACCACUGGGACCUCAACCAUGACGGUAGCCUCCACUGCUCCUUCUACCAGUCUUUGUUAUCCCUCUCUGGAAACUUCCAAACAUGGAGAAGCUUGAUCAUGGCUUCUAUAGGUGCUGGAGCUUUUGCUGUGGUCAUCAGUAUCAUUGGAGAGGUGUGGUUUCCGAAGAGGAAUCAGGUGAAAGUUGUCUCCGGUGUGGUGUUUGUGCUGUCUGGAAUACUGCUGCUUGUCCCUGUCGCUUGGACCUGCCACCACACUAAUGAGCCACUGGAGGGCGCUGUGGUGCUGAGGAGAGACUGGGGAGCUGCUCUGUACAUAGGAUGGAUCUCCUUCUCUCUGACGGUAGUAGGGGGAGGGUUUCUCAGUACUAGAUGCCUCAUGUUCCAGCAGCAGGAUGAGUCAGAAAGAGGGAGUUACCCUCCAGGUUAUCCUGUGGCAGAGCAGGAGCCAACCAACCCCCUGGAUACUAUCCACAGGACUGCUUUUAGACACAGCCAGUAUGCUCGGGCAACAACACAGCCUUCAUGAGAAGAUGCAAUCACUCUGAGGGCCUUGUGUGAGGAACCUUCCACCUAUGAAUUAUUCUUCUGUGAAAUUCUACCUAAAAUGCAUGUGUACUAGGUAUGAAUUGAAUUCUAGGUAGGUACUAUAGACAAUGUUAGAAGUCAUUCUUCUAAUGCAAUGAAGCACUUUGAAAGAUGUUGAAGCAUUUAUAAUAGGGGUAAAGGUGUAGCACUACCCAUGGAGAGUUAAUUGCGCUUUCAACUGUAAUAAUGUUGUCAACUUGCUUAAUUUUUGUAUUGGUGGUGAGGGUUAAGCAUCUAAGUGUUACAUUGCCUUCAGAAAGUAUUCACACCCCUUGACUUUUUCCACAAUUUGUUGUGUUACAGCCUGAAUUAAACAAUUAUUAAAUUUAGAUUUUGUGUCACUGGCCUACACACAAUGCCCCAUAUGUCAAAGUGGAAUUCUGUUUUUUAUAGAUUGAUAAGAAAUGAAAAGCUGAAACGUUUUGAGUCAAUACGUAUUCAACCUGUGUUAUGGCAAGCCUAAAUACACAUUUAGAAGUACACAUUUGGUUAACAAGUCACAUGAGCUGCAUGGACUAGUGUUUCACAUGAUUUUUGAAUAACUACCUCAUCUCUGUACCCCACACAUCUCUGCCCCAAUUAUUUGUAAGGGCCCUCAGUCGAGUAGUGAAUUUCAAACACAGAUUCAACCACCAAGACAAGGGAGGUUUUCCAAUGCCUAGCAAUGAAGGGCACCUAUUGGUAAAUGGGUCAAAAAUAAAGCAGACACUGAAUAUCUCUUUGAGAAUGCUUCAGAGUUCAAGUAACAGACACAACUCAACAUCCAACGGUUCAGGAGACCGUGUGAGUCAGGCCUUCAUGGUCGAAUUGCUGCAAAGAAUCACCUCUAAAGGACACCAAUAAGAAGACGAGACUUGCUUGGGCCAAGAAACAUGAGCAAUGGAAAUUAGACCUGUGGAAAACUGUCCUUUGGUCUGAUGAGUCCAAAUUGGAGUUUCAGUUCCACCCGCUGUGUCUUUGUGAGAUGUAGAGUAGAUGAACAGAUGAUCUCCGCAUGUGUGGUUCCCACCGUGAAGCAUGGAGGAGGUGUGAUGGUGCUUUGCUGGUGACACUGUGAUUUAUUUAGAAUUCAAGGCACACUUAACCAGCAUGGCUACCACAGCAUUUCGCAGCAAUACACCAUCCCAUCUGGUUUGUGCUUAGUGCGACAAUCAUUUGUUUUUCAACAGGAUAAUGACUCAAAACACAUCUUCAGGCUGUAUAAGGGCCAUUUGACCGAGAAGGAGAGUGACGGAGUGAUGCAUCAGAUGACCUGGCCUCCACAAUCACCCAACCUCAACCCAAUUGAGAUGGUUAGGAAUGAGUUGGACCGCAGUGAUUGAAAAGCAGCCAAUAAGUGCUCAGCAUAUGUGGGAACUCCUUCAAGACUGUUGGAAAAAUCAGUCCUCAUGAAGCUGGUUGAUAGAAUUCCAAUAGUGUGCAAAGAUGUCAAGUCAAAGUGUGGCUACUCUGAAGAAUCUCAAAUAUAAAAUAUAUUUUAAUUUAACACUUUUUGGCUUACUACAUGAUUCCAUGUGUUAUUUCAUAGUUUCUGUUUUCACUGUUAUUAUACAAUGUAGAAAAUAGUACAAAUAAAGUUAAACUCUUGAAUGAGCAGGUGUGCCCAAACUUUUGACCGGUACUGUAAAUCAGCUUGAAAAUGGCUGUCUAGCAAUGAUUAACAACCAGCUUGACAGAGCUUGUAGAACUUUUUCAAUAAGAAAUGUGCAAAUAUUGUAUAAUCCAGGUGUGCUAAGCUCUUAGAGACUUAUCAAGAAAGACUCACAGCUGUAAUCGCUGCCAAAGGUGACCAAAGGUAUUGACUCAGGGGUGUGAAUACUUACAUAAAUUAGAUAUUUCUUUAUUUAAUUUUCAAUAAAUUUGCUAACAUUUAUAAAAACAUGUCUUCACUUUGUCAUUAUGGGGUAAUGUGUGUAGAUGGGUGAGAAAAACAAUCUACAAAAUGUGGAAUAAGUCAAAGGGUAUGAAUACUUUCUGAAGGCACUGUACAAUUUCUGCUCGAGUAAUGUCAGUAAUACAUUCUUGAUAUUGCCCCUUUACCUGCAUAAACUUGACAUAGGGCUAUUGAUUUAGUUUUUGGAGAGACAAUGCUAUAGUAAUCACAAAAAUGAAUAAAAACAAUGGAAUUAUUA
This is a messenger RNA of Oncorhynchus masou masou (cherry salmon), 2962 nucleotides long. RefSeq names its product claudin-4-like. NCBI's taxonomy places the organism in Eukaryota, Metazoa, Chordata, Actinopteri, Salmoniformes, Salmonidae. Bases 85 to 771 code for a protein of 228 amino acids. The record is from RefSeq and is a predicted model, not a curated record. Gene Ontology annotation, biological process: cell adhesion; bicellular tight junction assembly. Gene Ontology annotation, molecular function: structural molecule activity. The transcript has a single exon. Gene Ontology annotation, cellular component: bicellular tight junction; plasma membrane.